UCGGUAUAAAUAUAAACUACCCGGGAACAACAUUCAUUUUACGACGGGGUAAUUGGACUAUUUUGCCCUUCCCUUCAAAUAGCUCAUAAUAAGUGUUCCAUCUUUGCCCACUUCUAAAUUCCGGCGACACGCGACACUCCGGCUAGCUUAAUUUCCCUUUGUGUCCCUAUAAUACAACACUCCUAUUUAACCCCACGCGCUGUAGUAUACUGUGAAUUGUACACGCCGCUUUAAGGCAAAGCAAAAAUUGAGAAUCUUGAAGUUUGUUGUUAGUCAUUUAUUGAGAAUCAGAGGAUGUCGAAAUCAUUGCCUUAUUCCAUGAAAGAUGUGCACUAUGAUAAUGCAAAGUUUCGUCAACGAUCUGUAUCUCAGGUAGUUUCUCAGGUUCUAUUAACCAGUAAUGGUAAACGUGAUUGUUUAAAAUGCAGCACUGGGAAAUUUCUUGUGUUACUGAUGAUUUGUGGUUUAGCAUAUCUAGUACUGGCUAAUAAAAGCGCUGUCCAUCCUGUGUCUAGUGGUAUGGCAAAAAAUGAUGGAUCUAAGGAAGGAGAAAAUCUCCCAAUUCAUGGAAGUGGAAGAUUCAGGAGAUUCUGGAGAAAACCACCUAGACUUCCACCUCGGUUAUCUCCCGAUGAAAUAAUUAGUAGGAAUAGAUCUAUUCAAGAGUCUAUGAAAAGAAAGGAGCCAGAAUGGGUGGCAAGACAACAGAAGGUGAAAGAUGCGUUUAUCCAUGCCUGGUCUGGAUACAAAGCCUAUGCCAUGGGUUAUGAUGAACUUAUGCCCUUGAGCCGUAGAGGAGUUGAUGGUUUAGGAGGUUUGGGAGCUACAGUUAUCGAUGCUUUAGACACGGCUAUGAUUAUGGGAGCUGAUGAAGUUGUUUAUGAAGCAGGCUCGUGGAUUGAGAAACAUCUUCCUGGGAGGAUUGAAGGGAAAGGUCAAGUAAAUCUCUUUGAAACUACAAUACGGGUUCUUGGUGGUCUUUUGAGUGCUUAUCACUUAAGUGGUGGAGAUCAAGGGAGAAUUCCAGAACACAAGGGGCCUAAACCAUCUGUUUACCUGGAAAAUGCUAGGAACUUGGCUGAUCGUCUACUUACUGCUUUUACAGCAAGUCCAUCCGAUAUUCCAUACAGUGAUGUUGUCCUGCGUGAAAAGUCUGCACAUCCUGCCCCUGAUGGUCUGAGUAGCACUGCCGAAGCUGCAACUGUACAGCUUGAGUUUAAUUAUCUUAGUUAUCUAACAGGUGAUGCAAAGUAUAGCGUAGAAGCCAUGAAGGUUCUACAACAUAUUAAGACUUUGCCAAAGGUGGAGGGACUUGUCCCAAUAUACAUUAACCCUCAAUCUGGACACUUUAGUGGAGACAAUAUUAGACUUGGAUCUCGUGGUGAUAGCUACUAUGAGUAUCUUAUUAAAGUGUGGCUUCAGCAGAAAGGAACUAACUUUUCGUACUUGUACGAUAUGUAUGUCGAAGCAAUUAAAGGUGUCAGGCACCUUCUUGUUCGCAAAUCUACUCCAAAUGGCUUGGUCUUUGUGGGAGAAUUGCCAUAUGGGAAAGAAGGUGGUUUCAGUCCAAAGAUGGAUCACCUGGUGUGUUUCCUUCCUGGUACCCUGGCCCUUGGCGCUACAAAGGGGUUGACAAAGGAAAGAGCUAUGAGAGAGAACUUGCUCACUUUUGAAGAUAUGGAAAACCUAAAGCUUGCUGAAGAUCUGGCUAAGACAUGCAUUGAAAUGUACUCAGUAACCUCUUCUGGCCUUGCUCCAGAAAUAGCUUAUUUUAAUAUUGAGCAGGGAGAUUCUGAAGGUGGUCCUAAUGGUGGGAACAAAAGUUCGAAAUAUUUGAAUGACAUAAUCAUAAAGCCUGCUGAUCGUCACAAUCUUUUGCGUCCUGAAACCGUUGAAUCAUUGUUUGUACUGUAUCGUAUUACUGGUGAUUCAAAGUAUCGUGAAUGGGGCUGGCAAAUUUUUGAGGCAUUUGAGAAGUACACAAAGAUUGAUUCUGGAGGUUACACUUCUCUUGACGAUGUUACUGUUAUUCCUCCACGAAGAAGAGACAAGAUGGAGACCUUUUUCUUGGGUGAAACACUCAAAUACAUCUACUUGCUGUUCAGUAAUAGCACCACGAUCCCUUUGGAUGAGUAUGUAUUCAACACAGAAGCUCAUCCUAUCCCAGUAAUUCCUAGAAGUCGAUGAUACUCUGUUUGCAAGAAGAAUGUUUUCAAUGUUGGCGGACGCAGAUGAUCCAAGAGGACAUGUUUCUGCAAUCUUAAACGGGAUUAAAUUCAGUCAAGUCGGUUCAUUACAUUGCAAGUGACCUCAUGGAAGCUUAUUCACAAAUGCUAAUUUAGAUGGAGCUCCCUGGAAUUUUCAUAAGAAGUUUAUUGAUUAAUGCUUCUGAAACAUCUACUCAAGAGGGAGACUUUAGGCGGGAAAUUCUCGAUGAACAUCUUGUUUGUGUAGAGCAUACAGAGAUAAUUACAAUUUUAUAAGGUGUUAAAAGUUCUCUUGUCAAUCAUGGAAAGAACAGGAAUAGGGUAAUCCUUCUGUAGUAGGUGGGAACUUAUUCUAGUAAUUGAUGUGUUACUUCUGCAACUUUGAUUUCUCCUUUGGAGAUACAAAGAUUGAAUCAUUUAGCCUAACAUUUACACAAUGAGAUCAAUAUACAAUUGCUUUGAACCUCUUCUCUAAA
Capsicum annuum is the source of this 2683-nucleotide messenger RNA. Its product is annotated as mannosyl-oligosaccharide 1,2-alpha-mannosidase MNS3. NCBI's taxonomy places the organism in Eukaryota, Viridiplantae, Streptophyta, Magnoliopsida, Solanales, Solanaceae. Gene Ontology annotation, cellular component: endosome; endoplasmic reticulum; trans-Golgi network. Gene Ontology annotation, molecular function: mannosyl-oligosaccharide 1,2-alpha-mannosidase activity; calcium ion binding. The record is from RefSeq and is a predicted model, not a curated record. Gene Ontology annotation, biological process: carbohydrate metabolic process; N-glycan processing. The transcript has 6 exons. Bases 295 to 2187 code for a protein of 630 amino acids.